AUGGCGAAGGCAGAAGGCAGGAAUCAAACGCCCAUCGUGGAACGGAUCCUCUUAGGAUUCGGGAACGACCCUGAACUGCAGCCCCUCCUCUUCUUGGUGUUCUUAGUGAUCUACAUUGUGGCUGUGGUUGGGAACCUCCUCAUCAUUGUGCUAGCGGUGGUCAAUCGGCACCUUCACACCCCUAUGUACUUCAUCGUGGCCAACUUGUCCGCUGUGGAGACCUGCUACGUUUCCAUCACCCUGCCCAGACUGAUAGGCAGUCUCGCAACUGGGGACAGAACCAUUUCUCUUCACAACUGCAUUGUGCAAUUCUAUGUGUAUAUUAUCCUGUCCAAUGCAGAAUGCAUGCUGCUCACGGCCAUGUGUUACGAUCGGUAUCUAGCGAUAUGUCAUCCCCUCAGUUACCCUGCUCUGAUGAACGGCCGGAUACAAAUUAUGGAGAAGGCAGAAGGCAGGAAUCAAACACCCGUCGUGGAACUGAUCCUCUUAGGAUUCGGGAACCGCCCUGAACUGCAGCCCCUCCUCUUCCUGCUGUUUCUAGCGAUCUAUAUUGUGGCUACAGCUGGGAAUCUCCUCAUCGUUGUGCUGGUGGUGGCUGAUCCGCACCUUCACACCCCCAUGUACUACUUCGUGGCCAACUUGUCCGCUGUAGAGAUCUGCUACAUCUCCACCACCCUGCCCAGGCUGAUUGGCAGUCUGGCGACCGGCGACAGAACCAUUUCUCUUCACAAUUGCUUUGUGCAAUUCUAUUUCUAUAUUAUCCUCUCCAAUGCAGAAUCUCUGCUGCUCACGGCCAUGUGUUACGAUCGGUACCUAGCGAUCUGCCACCCCCUCCGUUACCCUGCUCUGAUGACCGGCCAGGCAGUAGAUGAUGGGGUUGAUCAUGGGAUUCAGGACCGUGUAAAAGACAGAAAAUAA
This is a messenger RNA of Pelodiscus sinensis (Chinese soft-shelled turtle), 918 nucleotides long. The record is from RefSeq and is a predicted model, not a curated record. NCBI's taxonomy places the organism in Eukaryota, Metazoa, Chordata, Testudines, Trionychidae.